Molecule: messenger RNA, 1454 nt
Organism: Carassius carassius (crucian carp)
Lineage: Eukaryota; Metazoa; Chordata; Actinopteri; Cypriniformes; Cyprinidae
Product: diphosphoinositol polyphosphate phosphohydrolase 3-beta-like
Exons: 5
Coding region: 305-820 (171 amino acids)
Biological process (GO): diphosphoinositol polyphosphate metabolic process; diadenosine hexaphosphate catabolic process; adenosine 5'-(hexahydrogen pentaphosphate) catabolic process
Cellular component (GO): nucleus; cytoplasm
Molecular function (GO): diphosphoinositol-polyphosphate diphosphatase activity; bis(5'-adenosyl)-hexaphosphatase activity; bis(5'-adenosyl)-pentaphosphatase activity
Source: RefSeq, a predicted model, not a curated record
AGUACCAAGCCGUAAACGUACUGGCAUUGGUAAUUUCGCACCCGGCACACCACGCACGCAUAUACCGGAGUGAAACGAGAUAUUCAGACCUGGGAAUGGACAGCGGAAUGCUGAUUUGUCGUUAAAGAAUCGAAUUUAGUCGGACUGAACGCGGAGGAAUGGUUUAAAUUUGACUGAAAACCCACACAACCCCCUAGGCUCGGUACUCGUCCGCCUCUCGCCGUCGGUGGUGACUCACGGAGAUCGGGCCGUUGACGGAGCAUCGCUGACCGGGCGGAUAAAUCACUGAAAUCGGGAUUCCAGCAUGAAGUUCAAACCGAACCAGACGCGGACGUACGACCGGGAAGGAUUCAAGCGACGAGCGGCGUGUCUCUGCUUCAGGAACGAACGGGAGGAUGAGGUGCUGUUGGUCAGCAGCAGUAGAAACCCGGAUCAGUGGAUCGUUCCUGGUGGAGGAAUGGAGCCGGAGGAGGAGCCGUGUGGAGCUGCUGUACGGGAGGUCUUUGAGGAGGCUGGUGUGAAGGGUAAAUUAGGACGUUUGCUAGGUGUGUUUGAGCAGAACCAGGACCGGAAACACCGGACGUACGUGUAUGUGCUGACGGUCACAGAGACACUGGAUGCCUGGGAGGAUUCGGUCAAUAUUGGCCGUAAGCGUGAGUGGUUUCCUGUCGACGAGGCCAUCAGGGUCCUGCAAAGCCACAAACCGGUUCACGCCGACUACCUGAGACGCCUGCGGAUCAGUCGCACAUCCACCACCACCAACGGAAACCUGCUCCUGCCCCAAACAUCUCCCAGCACCCUCACACCGCUCUUCAGAUAGGACACACAAACAGCACAACACACACACAUCAACACUCCUCUGUCUACAUAAACCUCCGACACACAUCUCCUGGAGCUUUAUGACCCUCACAACACCUCAUGGGCACCUUUGGGAUAAACCAAAGCAUGUGGGAUUUGUGGUGAAGAACGCCUUAAUGAUUUAUUUCACGAUUGAAGUCGGUUUUAGUUGUUGUAACUGAAUAAUAAUAAUUGACCAGCUUUACAAACCAGUUACAUGGAAGUGCACUUCCAUUAUUCCUCCAUCGCUCUCACCUGCAGAGCUCGGCAUUCUGGGAUUGUGAUGUAGGGAAUGUCAGGCUUUUACAGCAUUUGACCUUUCUGAAUUCAGUCCAUUAGCACUGUCGUGACCCCAGACUUCCCUUUAAGACUCAGACAACCCUUUAAAAGUCCCCUUCACUGCUGCUCCUGACCAGAUAACUGGAUUCCUGAAAGCAUCAGAGAUUCCGGUCGAUGAGAUUUCUGGGAAUUAGAUGGGGGGCAGGAGGGUCGUAACCUCAUUUUAUGCUUUGAUUAAAGAACAAACAUUUGUAGAUACACUAAAAGACUGAAGAUGACAAAUAAUAUAUGAUGGUUUUUAACUACAGUGCAAACGUAUUAAUCUUUUCUGCUCUUAA